AUGCGAGUGUUGCUGGCGCCAGGAGGUCGAGCAUCACUGUGCCUCAGCAGCAGAGAGCGACGGAGCAGCGCUGCGCAGCCGCGGAUCGAGCAUAACACAAGACCAGCCCACUGCAGUGUGUCUCCUGAGCCUCUAUGGAGCACAGACGAGCCCAGAGACCAGAGACCAGCACAGAGGAACACACGGGCCCGCCCCACAAGAGCCCAUCACACGUGUCUCCUGAGCCUCUAUGGAGCACAGAGACCACAGACAAGAGACAAGAAACCAUCCCAGAAAUCAACCCAGAGACCAGCCCCGAGGAACACACGGACCCGCCCCACAGGCACCUACUACACGAUCUUUUCCUUGGUCGAUUCUCUCCUGAGACCUAAGCUUGAAAUCCAAAGAAUUGCUUAUGUGGACCUGAUCUACAAGUUCAGGCCUUGCUCUUUCCAACUCUUCACGGAGCACCCUGACCAGAGCGCUUUCCUGCCAGGGGUGAAAGGUCCUGGACCAGGGGUGGAAGUAGCUGGACCAGACGUCUGUCCUCUGGGUUUGACGGCUCCUGAAUGUUGGGAGAUACUAGUUGGGUCUCCUGUGGCCCUUGACCGCUCCUUGUUGGUGUGGGGCAGAGCAGAGCCUACAGGCACAGUCUCGCUGAGUGUGUUCCUGGUGUCAGUCGUGUUGGUGUUGUGCGGCGUUUGGCUCGUGGCGCUCUGUGGAGUCUGCACCUGGUGUCAGCGCAAACUGGGGAAGAGGAAUCUGCCUGGGGUGGAGGCUGCCAGCUCUCCCGAAUCUGUGAGAGGUCGAGGGGAAAAUAAAGCCAUCAAUGACCUAGACAGAGACUUCUGGAACAACAAUGACAGCAGUAACGUACAGCAGCGGUGGAGCUCGUACCCACCCAAAGAGUUCCUCCUCAACAUGUCCCCCUACGCUCCCUACGGAGACCCCCGCCUCACCCCCAAAGAGGGGAAGAUGGUUGUCCUGUCUCUAGCAAUCGGUCUGGCUGAGCAGGACGACUUUGCCAACCUCCCAGAUCUACAAGAAGCACCAGCCAACAAAGAAAAUGAAACCACGCCAGAAAAGAGACCAGGCAACAAACCCGGCAGCAGCCCCAGAGGUCAGACUCCAGACGAGGCCGGGCGUCGACAGGGUCAAGAAGGCCACUCGUCAGGCAAUGAUCUCGCCAACUCAGUCACCAGCGACAUGCUCAUGUUAUCUCCUGGUUCAGAAGAGGACGACCAUGAAGGUCCAGUGGUUGAGAAACUGGGCCGGAUUCAGUUCAGCGUUGGAUACAGUUUCCAGGACUCCACGUUGACUGUCAAAAUACUCAAGGGCCAGGAUUUGCCCGCUAAGGACUUUUCCGGCACUUCAGAUCCGUUUGUAAAACUAUACUUGCUGCCGGAUAAAAAGCACAAGUUGGAGACAAAAGUGAAAAGGAAGAAUCUCAACCCUCACUGGAAUGAGACCUUCCUUUUUGAAGGUUUUCCAUAUGAAAAAGUGGUCCAGAGAACGCUAUAUCUCCAAGUUCUCGAUUACGACCGCUUCAGCAGAAAUGACCCCAUUGGAGAGGUGUCCAUUCCACUGAACAAGCUCGACCUGGCCAACAUGCAGACCUUCUGGAAGGAGCUGAAACCAUGCAGCGAUGGCAGUGGGAAUCGCGGGGACCUUCUGGUGUCUCUGUGCUACAACCCCACAGCCAAUACCAUCACUGUGAGCAUCAUUAAAGCCCGAAAUCUUAAAGCCAUGGACAUCGGAGGCACCUCAGAUCCCUAUGUGAAGGUGUGGUUGAUGCACAAGGACAAGCGCGUGGAGAAGAAGAAGACGGUGGUAAUGAAGCGCUGUCUGAACCCUGUGUUUAACGAGUCCUUCCCCUUCGAUGUGCCCGCCCACGUGCUGAGGGAGACCACCAUCAUCAUCACCGUCAUGGACAAGGACAAGCUCAGUCGCAAUGAUGUCAUAGGAAAGAUUUACCUCUCAUGGAAAAGUGGCCCCGCGGAGGUAAAACACUGGAAAGACAUGAUGGGGCAUCCUCGCACCGCUGUGGCCCAGUGGCACGCCCUCAAAGCCUGA
Molecule: messenger RNA, 2052 nt
Organism: Boleophthalmus pectinirostris (great blue-spotted mudskipper)
Lineage: Eukaryota; Metazoa; Chordata; Actinopteri; Gobiiformes; Gobiidae
Gene: syt7b
Product: synaptotagmin VIIb
Exons: 12
Coding region: 1-2052 (683 amino acids)
Biological process (GO): regulation of calcium ion-dependent exocytosis; regulation of dopamine secretion; cellular response to calcium ion
Cellular component (GO): axon; synapse; membrane
Molecular function (GO): calcium ion binding; SNARE binding; calcium-dependent phospholipid binding
Source: RefSeq, a predicted model, not a curated record